ACCACUCAAACCCUACCGACCCACCAACCCAGGCGGCGGCGGCGCAGCGGCAGCCGAAGAUGGUGAAAUUCCUGAAACCCGGCAAGGCCGUGAUCCUCCUCCAAGGCCGUUUCGCCGGCCGGAAGGCGGUGAUCGUGCGCGUGUUUGAGGAGGGCACCCGCGACCGCCCAUACGGACACUGCCUUGUCGCCGGCCUCGCCAAAUACCCCAAGAAGGUGAUCCGCAAGGAUUCGGCCAAGAAGACGGCCAAGAAGUCACGCGUCAAGUGCUUCAUCAAGCUCGUCAACUUCACUCACCUCAUGCCCACCCGCUACACCCUCGAUGUCGACUUCAAGGAUGUCGCCUCAGGCGGGCCCGACGCGCUAGCCACCCGGGACAAGAAGGUCGCCGCGUGCAAGGCCGCCAAGGCGCGCCUCGAGGAGAGGUUCAAAACCGGCAAGAAUAGGUGGUUCUUUGCCAAGCUCCGCUUCUAGGCGCAGGCCCUCUUAAAUGUCGAUUUAUUGGUAUCAAACACUUUUAUGCAAUCUCUGUUUUGGUUUUAUCCAUGGAGACUUCGUGCUGAGUUUUAUGGAUCUUGGAGAGGGGUUUAAUUAAGUCAUGAUGAUAUUUCGUUUGUAAGUGAUGUUAAGGAGAUAGAUCUGGUUGAAAUUUUGUUCAGAAUCGCUGCUUGAGGUGUGCCUCUGUCUCCUGCGCUGUGCUCAGAUUGUUUAGUUUUGUGGUUGUCAGAUUUGUCUAGGGACAAUGUCGAUUUGCUCCAGGUUAUGGUGCUGGAUAUCUUGUAUACCAGAACUGCAUCUCAUCCUUUUAAGUACUAUUUAGUUGUAUAUUUGUAAUA
Messenger RNA from Phragmites australis (common reed), 835 nucleotides. RefSeq names its product large ribosomal subunit protein eL27x-like. The transcript has a single exon. Gene Ontology annotation, cellular component: cytosolic large ribosomal subunit; ribosome. Gene Ontology annotation, biological process: translation. Bases 60 to 473 code for a protein of 137 amino acids. Lineage: Eukaryota; Viridiplantae; Streptophyta; Magnoliopsida; Poales; Poaceae. The record is from RefSeq and is a predicted model, not a curated record. Gene Ontology annotation, molecular function: structural constituent of ribosome.